AUGAUUUUUAAAAGAUUCCUUCAUUCAAAUUUAACUAGAAAAAUUGGUUUCGCGUUUGAUAUAGAUGGUGUUUUAUUACAUAGUAAUUCACCCAUCCCAAGAGCUAAUGACGCUCUUAAACUAUUGCAUGCUAGAAGCAUCCCCUUUAUCCUAUUGACCAAUGGUGGUGGGACAUUAGAACAUGAAAGAGCAGAAUUUAUUUCAAAAAAAUUAGGUGUGGAAAUUAAAACAUCUCAACUUGUGCAGAGUCAUACGCCAUUUAAGAAACUUGUUCCUACCUUUGAAAAUAUUUUAGCUAUAGGGCCUCAUACAGUUCGUCAAGUGGCAGAGAAUUAUGGAUUUAAAAAUGUAAUCCAUUCAAGUGAUAUUAUUAGAUAUAACAAUAUAAUUACACCUUUUUCAGGAUUAAGGAAUCAAAAUGAUGAAUUAAUGAAGAUUAGUAAAAAUAUUAAAAAUAUACAUGAAACGAAAUUCGAUUCAAUUUUAAUAUUUAACGAUUCGAGAGAUUGGGGUGGAGAUAUUCAAAUCAUUAGUGAUAUAUUGAAUAGUGAUAAUGGUAGAAUUAAUACAAAACGUAGUUAUAAAUCAGAAGUUCCAUCUAUCCCAAUAUAUUUUUCUAAUAAAGAUUUAUUAUAUUCCAAUGGUUAUAAUAUAAACAGAUUUGGCCAAGGUGCUUUCAGAUAUAUCGUAAGAGAAUUAUAUAGAAAAUUAAAUGAUGGCAAAGAAUUACAAGAUAACAUAUAUGGUAAACCAUUCCCUGUCAUGUAUAAUUUUGGUAAGGAAUGCUUAGAAAAGCAAGCAGGUAAAAUUAAUGAAAAAGAUAUUUAUAUGAUUGGUGAUAAUCCAAAUAGUGAUAUCAUAGGAGCUAAUAAAAAUGGAUGGUCUAGUUGCUUAGUGAGAAGUGGUGUAUAUCAAGAUGGUGAUAAAUUAGAUGAUGAUCAUACACCGGGCUUACUCGUUAACGAUGUAUAUGAAGCAGUAGAGACUGUUUUAAAGAAUAACCAAUUAUUAUGA
Henningerozyma blattae CBS 6284 is the source of this 1014-nucleotide messenger RNA. RefSeq lists its product as uncharacterized. The transcript has a single exon. NCBI's taxonomy places the organism in Eukaryota, Fungi, Ascomycota, Saccharomycetes, Saccharomycetales, Saccharomycetaceae. Bases 1 to 1014 code for a protein of 337 amino acids. Gene Ontology annotation, cellular component: mitochondrion. The record is from RefSeq and is a predicted model, not a curated record. Gene Ontology annotation, biological process: glycerophospholipid biosynthetic process.